GAAGAAAUAAACACCUCUUUCCCUGUUCUAUUUCCCCAACUCUAUGGGUUUUUUUGAAGCCAUCACAACCCCAAAGUCUUAUUUAUACACACGAGUUCUCACUGACACUGCUUAGCUGUGUUCCGGCUAUGAGUACGAGCAGCUGCAGAUACGAGCAUGAACUGGAAGGUGGACGAUGCGCGCAGGCACAAUAAGCAGAUGUCCUUCCCUUUCCAACAUAAAAACCCCCAGUGCCGGUGUCUUUCAGUCAGUAAUACUCUGCUCAAUAUCACAUAUUACCACCUACAAUGACCACAAAUCCAAAGCCCGGGAGAAAGUCUGUGCCAGUCACGUUAGAACGGCCUCCGCUCUAUCAAGGCCAUGGGUCCUACACCCAAGAACCGAGGUCUUCGGGAGAUAUGGAGUUUGUCCUACCACGAUCAGCCACCAAAUCGACUUUGAACACCGUUGAUACCAUGAAAGUCAACUCGGCUGCUCUGCCCCAACCUUUCCUUUCUCCAGACAUUAUCAUGAAAUGGGCAAAGAGCAAACCAUAAACAUAUCAAUGAGAGAGCUAUCCUGCCAAACAGGACAGACUGUGGGCCAAAAAAAAAAAAAAAAAAAAAAAAGAA
Messenger RNA from Sodiomyces alkalinus F11, 611 nucleotides. RefSeq lists its product as hypothetical. The transcript has 2 exons. Lineage: Eukaryota; Fungi; Ascomycota; Sordariomycetes; Glomerellales; Plectosphaerellaceae. The record is from RefSeq and is a predicted model, not a curated record. Bases 288 to 536 code for a protein of 82 amino acids.